Molecule: messenger RNA, 870 nt
Organism: Triticum turgidum subsp. durum (durum wheat)
Lineage: Eukaryota; Viridiplantae; Streptophyta; Magnoliopsida; Poales; Poaceae
Source: the annotation of a GenBank genome assembly
AUGGCUCUCCUUGUCCGUGCACCACCGCUUCUUCUCCACCUACAGCCUCCCCCCACCACCGCGCAAGCUUUCUUCGUCCGGCAACUCGCAACCACACCCCGCCGCCGUCCCCUCUCCGCCCGCGUGCGCGUGCGCGCCUCCAACUCCGACCCUCCGCAGCAGGUCAACCUCUCCGUCCUCCGCUUCACCCUCGGGAUCCCCGGGCUGGACGAGUCGUACCUCCCGCGGUGGAUAGGCCUCGGCUUCGGCGCCCUCGUCCUCCUCAACCACCUCCUCUCGCCGUCCCCAACCCCCGCGCAGCUCAGGUCGGAGGCUCUGGGGCUGUGCCUGGCCGCGUUCUCAGCGGCGCUGCCGUACCUCGGGCGCUUCCUAGAGGGUGCUGGUGCUUCCAGCCGUGUGCCGUUGCCUGAAGGAAGCAGGCAGGUGUUUGUGAUUCCUGAUGAUCUGUCAACGGCGCAGAAAGAGGAUAUGGCCUGGGCGACAUAUGUUCUGCUGCAGAACACAAACACCACAUCAGUGCUCAUAGCAAUUGACAAUGUGUUGUGCAUCCGAGGAUACUGGGAUCCUCCUGCAGAUAUUUCCAAAUAUGCAAUGAUUGAUUGGUUCAAGAGUCAGAUGGAACAAGCUGGACUUGACAAUUUGAGCAGUGCUUUGUACAUUCCUAAUUUUUCUGACACUCAGCUUGGGAAUAUUCUACCACAAGGAAUUCUUUCUGUGUUGGCACAACCAAUUUUGAGCAACCCUGAUCCAGCUAACGGUGAAUCAAAAGCUGAAGGUGUCGUCCUGUUGGCCUCCAAUGCAAAGUAUGCAUACAGUGAGAAAGAUAUGGUUUGGAUAAGCACAGUUGCAAAUAAAUUUCGACUUGCGUAA